Molecule: messenger RNA, 4440 nt
Organism: Dermatophagoides farinae (American house dust mite)
Lineage: Eukaryota; Metazoa; Arthropoda; Arachnida; Sarcoptiformes; Pyroglyphidae
Gene: mio
Product: GATOR complex protein mio
Biological process (GO): cellular response to amino acid starvation; positive regulation of TORC1 signaling
Cellular component (GO): cytoplasm
Molecular function (GO): protein binding
Source: RefSeq, a predicted model, not a curated record
UUUGACAAAAGACAUGUGUUUUACAGCAUAAUGUAUCAAUCUAGUUUUUAACAAAAAAACAAUUUAAUAAUUGUUAGUCAUUUAACUACAAAAUGGCGAUAUUAGCAGAAGAUUCAAAAAUCAUGUCCAUGGCCAAUACCGAUCUAAUAUGGUCACUAUAUCCCGACAGAUUUGUUACAUUCGGCAAUGAAUUAAAAUUAUAUGUUGUGGACACAUUCACUGAAUUACCUCAAAUGUUUGGCGGAAUUAAAUUAUCUGAAUUAAGUUUUUCACAAAUUCUCACUUCUAAAUCUGAAUUCCGUUCCGAAUUUGCCUUCCGAAUUAAGUCAAUGGCAUGCAAUAAUCGAUUACUCAAACAUGGUGCCGAUGUUUUAUAUGCUUUGGGAUAUCAAAACGGCAAAAUCGUUUUGAAUUCAUUCGAUUCAAGCUCUAAUUCGACUGGAAAAGAAUCGGAUGCAGGAUACCAUCAUUCAAAUGUAGUAGGAAAAGAAUUCAUACAAGAAUAUCCUCGUUCAUGUAAUGCUUUGGAUUUUUGUCAAAUCGACAAUAACCUGUUGGCCUCUGGUUUUGAACGUAAUAAAAAUGAUUAUUCUGUAAUGAUCUGGGAUAUCGCUCACACUGGAAUCAAUUACAAUCAAGCUGCCCAAAGUGCAACUAUAUCUGGAACAACCAAACCGUUAUACCAAUCUGCUCUUAAUGAUCAAGUUCAUUCUCUCAGAUGGUUUCGAAACCGUUCUCUUAUUUGCGGCAUGAACAACAAACAUAUUAAAUUGAUAGAUGCCAAAGAAUCGUCUAAUCAAGGCCAUUGCGCCUCUACCAAAGGAGUUUACGGUAUAACCCCAGAUACUCAUUCUGACUAUCGUUUUGCUUCGUUUUUCGAAAAUUAUAUUUAUGUUUGGGAUUUGCGAUUUUUCGAAAGUCCUCUUGUCACAAUAGGACCUGAACCUUCAAGUUUUGUCAAAUUGGAAUGGUGUCCUACCCGUUCCAAUAUAUUGGCUGCAUUAUUGAAAGACACUAACAGUAUAAGAUUGUAUGACCACAAACAAUAUACAAAUUUCAAUGAACUUCCCGAACCAUCUAUUUUAAAACGCGAUAUUACUCCGUUCGAAGUGAACAAUUCUCAAAUCUUAUCGUCUUUUUCUUGGCAUCCAACUAACGAGUUUCAGAUGACAGUCAUCACUUCUAAUGGCGUGAUCAGAGAUUUCAAAGUAGUCGAUCGAAUCACGCUUAAUUGGUCACCUAUCUCCGAGAUAAUUUGGACUCAUGGCAAAAAAAUAUUACAAUGCAUCGAUUCAAGAGAUUCAAUUUAUAAGGAGAUUGAUGACAUUGCUGUUCGUAUGCGUAAAUUAGCUAUCGACGGUUAUGGCCUUUCGGUUGAUAAAUUAUGGCAAAUGUUUUGCAAAGAUAGUCCCCUUUAUUUUGUUUGGAAAUGGAUUUUCAUGCAUCUAAACAGAAAUGAUCAGAAAAACCAACCUAUGAAAUCGAGCAAUGACGAAAUUACAUACGAUAUUUUUUCCGUUCGUAAUACAGAGCGAUUCUUUGGAAUUAUGGGCAUUCUUUUCGGAAAAGAAUCUCCAAAAAAACUUUUGCAUUCUAGUGAACUUAUUUUUCCCACCAAUUUUCCAAUGGCUUUAAGUAAAAAAGAAAUCUACAUCAGUUUUGGGAGAGCUAAAGCUCUUCAAUAUUGCGGCUGGAGUGAUAGAUAUUCUCCUACCAGUUUUGCCCCAUCUUUUGAUUUUGAUGAAUUAACUAUUACACCUAAAUUGGAUCCCAAUAUUCCAUGUAAUUAUUUCAUUUCGACUAACGAAAAUGAACAUAAUUACACUCGGCUUGCAGCCAUUAUGGUUUUUAAUGGAAGAGUCAGUGAAGCUAUUGAAUAUUUAAACCGUGCAUCAGAUUUUGCCAACAAAAAUUCUUGUAAUAAUCAUAAAUCUAAUGAUCUCCAUUCUAAUGGCAAACAAGCUGAUAAAGCAGUUUCAUUGAACGCCAUAGCUUUGGCUUUAUCAACAUUCAUCGCUAAUGUUGAUCGGCUAGAUAAAUCGAAUGGAAAUCUAUACAUUUGGGAAGAUAUAUGCUCUAAAUUGAAACCUAAACUCGAUGAUCCAUGCAUCAAAGCUAUUUUCAAUUUUGUCUCAGUUGAUUCGAAUUCGGAUGCAGGAAAAUACAGCGAAAUUAUCAACGAUGAAAAGUUAGAUAUUGCUGAUCGUGUGGCAUUUGCAUGUCUUUAUUUACCUGACACAGAGUUGGUCGAUUUUUUAAUUCGAGUACAAAACAAUUUAUUUGAAAAAAAUGAUUUACGAGCAAUUUUGUUUACUGGACUAACUGAAGAUGGAUUAGAAUUAUUUAGAAGGUACAUCGAAAGCACUAGCGAUGUUCAAACGAUCAGUUUAAUUUUAUUAUGGACAUUACCACAUUCUCUUUGUAAAAUCCCAAUUGUAAAAACUUGGAUUGAUAACUACAAGCAAUUACUCGACUGUUGGCGAUUGUGGAAUGUUCGAGCUCAAUUCGAUUUAAAAUGGUAUGAUAGUCUGAAUUAUUCGGAAGAACCACGACAACAAAUCUAUAUCGUCUGUAAUUAUUGUCGAUCGCCGAUAUCUACAUAUACUCACAAUGAUUCCAAUACCAAAUCACCAAUAUCACAUCCACCACCAAUUUCUCACCAUCAAUACAACAGAGCUUCUAGUGCCAAUUCAUCAUCGAAUAAAUUAAGAAUAUGUAGCUGUUCCAGUUGUGGCAAGACAUUACCACGAUGUUCACUAUGUCUUACACAAUUGGGCACGCCAGCCGGUAUUCAUUGGCGUUCUGGUUUCAUUCUAGAGAAAAGUAAUCGCAAAUUAUCACCAUUUUCAUCUUGGUUUACUUGGUGCCAAACAUGUCGACAUGGUGGUCAUUCUGUACAUCUUCUCGAAUGGUUCACGGAGAAUACAUUAUGCCCAGUUGCUGGCUGUAAAUGUAAAUGCAUGUGUUUAGAUUCCAAUGCUCGACCUAUAUAUUAAGUACAAAAAUUUUUAUUUCUGUGAUUAUAUUAAUGUUUAUUGACUAUCAAAUAAAUUCAAUCGUUUUUAUUCAAUAUUGUUUUUUGAGCUUUCAUUUUGAAAUUCAUUGUGAUUAUUUUUUUUUUAAAUAAUCCGCUUACAAGACGAGUGUGCGCAAACUGUAUUAUUGGCUCGUUUGUAAUUUCGAGCAAUGCAUAUUGUCUUCAAAUAAUGUACGUGAACGAAAAUUACUGAUAUAAUUAAAAUCUACAUCAAACAUAUUGUUUUUGCCUCUGGUUGAAUUUCAAUAUUAAUUCUUUUGUUGACAAAUAGCUUGUCAAAAUAUUUGGCUUUUAUCCAUUUUUUUUAUUCAGUUGUGAAAUACAUUUAUAAUAUUCAGCAACCUGUUGAUCAUCAUUGAAUAUAAAUUUCCAAUAUAUCGGAAAAAUCAUGUUUGAAGACUGUAUUUCUAUUAAUAUCGGACCAUCGUCAUUUCAGCAUUCAUCAACAUUUGCAAAUAAACUUAAGAUUCGAAAAUUCAGUCCUAUUUUGGAUGAAUCAGAAAAUAUCUCUAUCAAUUAUAUCUCAACGCCCAAAGAAAAUAUCAGAAAUGCUAGAAUUAUAAACAUUGAAGAUGUGACGGAGAAAAUCGUGAUUCAACCCUCAAGUAAUAGAAGAAAAUUUCAUUCAUUAAAAACUAAUAAAAAUGAUUCGCAAAUUACUAAACCAAGAUCCAGCCGUUCGACAAAGAGAUUGUUGAGAACUCUUAAUAAACCAUGUUCUGGUGAUCAUUCUCAAUUUGCAACGACAUUUGAUUGUGAUACAAUCAUUCUUGAUUCUGCGAAUAAAAAGCAGAUAAAACAAUUAACCUCUCCUAUAUGGAUUCGUUGCAAAAUUUGUAAAAAAAGAAUUGCACGCGAAGAGGAAAAACUACAAUCUCAUUAUCGCAUUGUUCAUAAUUUUCUGUUCAUGAAGACUAAAGAUUCUGAUGUCAUUCUUACUCGUUUAAAAGUGAACAAAAAAUAUUUCCAUUUUUGUUGUUUAUCGUGUUGGAAAAAAUUUGUCACUUUUGAUCAUUUUAUUCAACAUCGAUGUAAAAAUAUGCAACGAAAAGCUUUUGCCGAUGGUAAAAAUGAUUUGGAUAUAAAAAUACGACCAUCGAUGGCUGAUUUUGAAAUUGACUACGAAUGUGAAAGAGAAUUUUUCCAAAAUUUAGGUUUACAAAGAAAACUGGAAUGCCAAACUGAAUUUAAAUGUGAUCAUAUGAAGAAUGAAAAAUUUGUUAAUUCGAAAACAUGUAAUGGGAAAAAUUUUGUGAAUUCAUUAUCUCAGUGUCUUUCUAUGAAAAAAUCCAUUUGUCCGGUAUCACGAACCAUAACGAAGAAAAAAAUGUGAUUCAAUUUGCUCAUUUUUUCAAUAUUCACUCGAUAAUAUUGCUUAAUUAAAAUUACUUAAUUAAAUUUGA